Molecule: messenger RNA, 1296 nt
Organism: Suillus subaureus
Lineage: Eukaryota; Fungi; Basidiomycota; Agaricomycetes; Boletales; Suillaceae
Product: cytochrome P450
Exons: 12
Coding region: 1-1296 (431 amino acids)
Molecular function (GO): oxidoreductase activity, acting on paired donors, with incorporation or reduction of molecular oxygen; monooxygenase activity; iron ion binding
Source: RefSeq, a predicted model, not a curated record
AUGACUUGUCUUGGUGCAAUAGGAGUAUUUGUUCAGGCUUACCUUUCUCAAUCGAUGAAUGGCCUUCCUCUCCCACCAUCCCCUUCCACUUGGAGACUGAGGGGACACUUUCUGCCGCAUCGCAAGUCAUUUAUUGCCAUAGCGGGUUGGAUUAACGAGUACGGUCCUCUGAUCACUCUUCGGUCAGGACUAGAAAAUUUCGUGGUUAUCGGCCGUUACAAAGCAGCCAUGGAUAUCAUGGAGAAUCAGGGCGCAGCGCUAGCUGACCGUCCUCGCAAGAUUGCUGCUGGAGAGAUGUUUAGCGGUGGACAGGGUCUUACGCUCACACCCUUUGGGGAGAAGUUUCGCCAAAAGCGUAGAGCACUUCAUACGCACCUCCAACCUAAAGCAGCCGAAGCCUAUCAGCCUCUGCUGAUGUCACGUGCGAAGAACCUGGUCCUUGACAUUCUUGGUGAUCCACACAACUUCCAGAACCAUGUGAUAACGUAUGCACUUUCUGUCAUGACCGACUCGAUCCCAUGGCUCAAAUACAUUCCUUGGUAUGGCCGAGAAUUGAAGCGGGGGUUUGAGAGAAGCAAGCGGCUCCACACUGGUCAGCUGAACCGAGUAAAAGAGCAAAUGCGAAGCAAUGUGGACAUCGGUCCUUCGUUCACAAGAUAUAUGCUAGAAAAUAGCGAUCACCAUGGUUUGACAGAAGUCGAGACGGCUUUUCUCAGUGCUGCCUUUUUUGGAGCUGGUUCCGAUACGACUACCUUGGCCUUGUGCGCAGUGCUCCUGGCAGCCACGUGUUUCCCCGAGGAACAAGGUAAAGUUCAAGCUGAGCUCGACUGCGCGCCGACUUUUGCCGACCAACAAUCCCUUACUUGUCUGCGUGCCUUCAUCUCUGAGGCUUUGAGAUGGAGACCUGUUGCCCCUAAUGGAGUUCCUCACCGAACAACCAAAGACGUGAUUUGGGAAAGUUACUAUAUUGCAGCUGGGACUACAGUGUACGGCAACACUUGGGCCAUCUGUCGAGAUCCAGAAGUCUUUCCCGAGCCUGACGCGUUCAAGCCUCAGCGCUGGAUAAAUGAUCAAGGUCUCCUGAGAGACGAUUUAACCAAUUUUAUCUACGGGUUUGGUCGGCGAUCGGUAUUCAUAGGCACGGUCUUGAUUCUUUGGGCCUUCCGGCUCACCCUGGAUCCUACACAGCCGUUAGAUGAUAUGGGGUUCAUGAAUUCGGAGAAAACACAUCGGCCGUGCUCUAUUAAAUUCGAGUUGAGGAUUCCGGAAGCAGAGCUUAGUGCGCAUGAUGAAUAA